Bolinopsis microptera is the source of this 2080-nucleotide messenger RNA. Its product is annotated as limb region 1 protein homolog. The record is from RefSeq and is a predicted model, not a curated record. The transcript has 14 exons. Gene Ontology annotation, molecular function: transmembrane signaling receptor activity. Gene Ontology annotation, cellular component: plasma membrane. Lineage: Eukaryota; Metazoa; Ctenophora; Tentaculata; Lobata; Bolinopsidae. The coding region runs from base 42 to 1580 and encodes 512 amino acids. Gene Ontology annotation, biological process: signal transduction.
ACACUACAAAUCUAUUACAUUUAUUGAGCCAAAAAUGUUGUAUGGAUGAUUCUAAAGGAUCUGGUGUUUUCGAGCUAGAAACAACAGAUGAUGGACAGUUCUACCAGGCUGUCAGGCAUGCCAUUAUGGCAAUGCUGGUCACAGUGGUGUUGUACAUGAUAUCCUAUGCCAUUAUCUGCAGAUUCAAAAGACCUCACAUAUCUAAUGCUUCAAAUGAAGAUUUGACUGAAGCUUCUGUGUACAGAAUAACGAUAUACCUGUGCUCCUUCACUCUUAGCGUUAGUUUGGCAGCCAGUCUUCUUCUCCCAACCUCUAUUCUAUCAAGGGAGGUGGUUAGACACUGCCCUAAUAGUUACUUCUUCAAGUGGAUCAACGGCAAGCUUAUCAAAGAUCUGUGGAAUGGGGUUUUCCUCUGUUCAAACCUGUCCCUGUUCGUGCUACUACCCUUCUCCUUCUUCUUUCUUGAAUCAGAAGGAUUCACUGGAUCACGGGGAAUCGUGGCUCGGAUCAAGGAGACGUUUACAGUGCUGGUUUUACUGAGUCUGGUAACAGCAGGUUGCUCCUUGCUCAUAACCCGACUUAUCGGCACGGAUACGGCUCCUCUCACCCUGACUCUCGUCCUCAGCACUGUCUUCUCGGAGAAGAUAGUAAAGUCCCCUUGGUUCAUGUACAGCUACAUGUACUCUAUGACGUCACUUUUGGGCGUGGCUGUGCUUCUCGUGUGUACACCAUUAGGACUUGCCCGGAUAUUCAGUGUCAUUGGAGCCAUCGUCAUGAAACCCCAGUUAUCGACCAGUCUUGAUGAGCAAAUAAACAUGUUGGAUCUCGAGAAGGAGUGGAUUGAGCGAAACCUACGGGUGAACGGAUUGACGGAGGAGACGCUCAAAGUACGACGCAAUAGAGUCCUCCAGAUCGAAGAUUCGUUGGAAAACUUACAGAAGCGUAAAGCGAUGUCACCAUGGAGACGAAACUCUUUGUAUCCUUGUGUACUCCUACUCCUCCUCUUCAUCACUGGUCUCUCAAUUUCUAUGGUGGUUUUCAAUAUUCUAAAGCUUUUGCUUGGUUACGGACCUCUUCCAGGAAUUGACGAGUCAUUCGACAAGGAAUUCCUGGACGCAAAGUACGACUCUUACAUGGGCUCUCUAGGUGCCCUGAUUGAGAUCGGUCUUGUCGGCUACAUUCUCGUAGCUUCUCUGGUCGGAUUUUAUACGACUGAAAAGUUCAGGUGGUUGAUUCCUCGUCAGAAGAAAACACCAGUAACAACAAUAAUAGUUAACUGUGUUGUAGUUCUCGUUAUGAGCUGCUCUGUCCCUCUCCUCUCCGCUAUUCUUGGUUUGACGAGGUUUGAUCUGCUUGGCCACUACAGAACUGUGGAAUGGUUGAAGAAUGUCCACGUGAUCUUCAUAUACAAUGUGACUUUUGCGGUCCUUUCAGCUCUAUGCUUGGUCAAGAAAGUCACCACCGCUGUUUUGAAAGAGGUAUGCAAUCAGCUCCAGCCCUCGGCCCGAAUACGGCACAGGUUCUUCCUUCACAUUUCAGCCUUCUGCGGGAUGGUCGGAUUUCUCAGACAUCACAGAUGACCAACACUAACCAUGUCUCCAGGACAUCAAACUCGAAAUAAUACAGAUACUUGUGCUUGCUGAAAUGACUGCUAUUUCUUGACAGAGAACGAAAAAUCCAUAUGAUUAUCUGCUUGUCGUUUUUACCAUUGAAUUUGAAUGAAUUGAAUUUGAAUUGAAUACCGACAUUUAUUGUUUCUACUGUGCAAGUUUUCUGAAAAAUACGCAGAAAGAUGUACUGAUGGGUUUAAAUGACAAUUUGAAGAAGCAUAUUAUAUUGUUAUUGCCGAUUUUAUUGCAAUUUAUAGAGAUUUUUAGGCUAUUACGAAGCGUUUUAAUAAACUUUCUUGCAAGUUUCUUUUCUUUAGAUCUUUAAUGGACCAGUGCUACCAUAGAACCUGAGGAGGACUUCCAUUCGAUCUUUUCAGUUACGGUUUUACAAAGUUGGGAUUGCACUGGUAUUUUAAAGAUAAGCAACGUACAAACGAUAUUUUAAAAGAAAUUUUAAGUGAGAAUCUCGA